This is a messenger RNA of Fusarium graminearum PH-1, 694 nucleotides long. RefSeq lists its product as uncharacterized. Bases 48 to 560 code for a protein of 170 amino acids. Gene Ontology annotation, molecular function: protein-macromolecule adaptor activity. Gene Ontology annotation, cellular component: endoplasmic reticulum; membrane. The record is from RefSeq and is a predicted model, not a curated record. Lineage: Eukaryota; Fungi; Ascomycota; Sordariomycetes; Hypocreales; Nectriaceae. The transcript is spliced from 2 exons.
AUAAGCUGUAAAGAAGGCAGUGCAUCUACUCCGACUCACUAAUCAUCAUGGACGCCCUCAAGCCCUUCCUCCCUGAAGCCAAGGGUGUUCUACCCUACUACAUGAUCAUCCUUUCCAUCAUCUCCAUUGGCAAUUCGCUGCAGGCGUACACCACGCUGCACUUUUCCCGACGAGUCUACAACGGCCGUUUUAUUCGCAACCCAAAGCUCCCCAGCAAGACCAACAACUUCGAACCCGAGGAUCAGACGAACAAGCUGAUUCCUGCUCAGAAUGACCCCAAGGCUACCGACCAGUUGACUCCCCUCGCGGGCAGACUGUUUGGCACCUGGACACUCAUCACCUGCAUUGUUCGAUGCUACGCUGCUUACAACCUCCACAUUGGUCCUGUCUACACUCUGGCUUACUGGACCUACAUUGUUGCCUUUUCACAUUUUGCCAGUGAGCUUUUUGUCUUCAAGACCAUGACGUUUGGUCUGCCUCAAUACUUCCCAUUCGCCCUGGCUUCCACUUCCCUGAUCUGGAUGCCCCUGGUUCGGGACCACUACGUCCAGUACAACUAAAAUGUGGUAAUACAAUCGUACGAGGGGUAUAAUUUGAGUUUCAGGGGGAAUAUUUGUCGGGUAAAGCUUGUGGAACAAUGACAUACAAAUCAUGAUGGAUAUAUAAUUGAGUAGAUUUUAAUAGCCAAGUGGAU